GUCUUGAAAGAAACAAGCAACUUCAUUUUGAAUUCAUCCCAAUACAUAAGAACACAUUUUCUACGACUGAUAUAGUUACGACUGUUUAACAAAAAAAAAAGAAUUAAAAUUUUGUGAUAUUUCUAUUAGUUAACUAAAGUAUUCGGUAAAAAUGGCCCAUAAAAAAGCGUCAGUCAUUUUGUUAAUUGUUUUAAUAAGUUGUGCUUGUGCUCAAGAGGAAGAAAGAAAGAAAACAACUACAACAACAACAACAACUGAAGCACCGACCGAUCCGACAACCAAAUCAACAACUGAGGCUCCACCGGAACCUACAACCACAUCGAGCACAUCAACAACAACGCCACCAACCACCACCACUACUACAAGCACUUCAACGGACCCUACAACACCCACUCCAACUACUUCAACUACUACGACACCAGCCCCAAGUACUACUACUGUUGCCCCAUCGCCUGUACCAGUUCCGUCACCAGAGUAUAGAAAAUGGACGUUCGGCGACAAGAAUCAAACUUGCGUUAUUGUUCAAUUGGCUGUGCAAUUGAAUUUGACCUAUAAGAAUGUUGCCGAUAAGGACACAAACGUUCUGUACAACAUUCCAGUCAAUGAUACCAAAGUUGCCGAGGGUUCGUGCGGAACCGCUAAUCAAUACAUUACUGUUACAUGGGGACAGAAAUCGCAAAUGAUGCUCCAGUUUACAGCAAAUGAUACGGCCCAGCAAUUUAUGUUGUCGAAGAUCUAUUUGUCCAUCAAUUCCAGCGAUGUGGCUGCCGAUGCUAAAGCUAAUCAAACCUUGGAGCUGUACCACAUCAACAACGAUUUCCCAACCUCAUUGUCGAUGUCGUAUCACUGCAACAAAUUGCAAACUAUUGGCUUCACAAAAGUCGAUGGUAAGGAGGUUGUUGCCAACGCAACCAUUUCCCAUGUUCAAUUGGAAGCAUUCCAUAAACAAAACACCGAUCAAUUUUCAACGGCACGAGACUGUGAGGCUAUCGAUACACCGGAUAUUGUUCCGAUUGCUGUUGGAUGUGCCCUGGCUGGUUUGGUCGUAGUUGUUUUGAUCGCUUAUCUAGUCGGACGUAGACGUGCCCAGAAUAGUGGUUAUUUAAGCAUGUAAAAUGAUGCGCCAUACAUUGCUACGGAGAAUCGGACGGAUUUCUUCGAUUUGUAUCUUUCAUCGUAUUAAAUUAAAUUUUUUUUUGUUUUGUUUAGAAACAGUCAAUUUUUCGGCAAAAUUUUUAAAAUGAAUUUUCUUCUACCUGCGAAUUUUGUAUUCUCGUUGAAGUGAUUGGUUGAAUCGGCAAAUAUUUUUGUAAUUUUAUUUAAAGUUGAAUAAUAAAGCAAAUAUUUUGACGGUUUCU
Bradysia coprophila is the source of this 1358-nucleotide messenger RNA. Its product is annotated as lysosome-associated membrane glycoprotein 1-like. NCBI's taxonomy places the organism in Eukaryota, Metazoa, Arthropoda, Insecta, Diptera, Sciaridae. Gene Ontology annotation, cellular component: lysosomal membrane; plasma membrane; late endosome membrane. Gene Ontology annotation, biological process: establishment of protein localization to organelle. The record is from RefSeq and is a predicted model, not a curated record.